Molecule: messenger RNA, 3061 nt
Organism: Aphis gossypii (cotton aphid)
Lineage: Eukaryota; Metazoa; Arthropoda; Insecta; Hemiptera; Aphididae
Exons: 8
Coding region: 49-1647 (532 amino acids)
Biological process (GO): long-chain fatty acid metabolic process; fatty-acyl-CoA biosynthetic process
Molecular function (GO): long-chain fatty acid-CoA ligase activity
Source: RefSeq, a predicted model, not a curated record
GAAAUUUCGUACAGUUACUUACAAGUUUUUUGUACGUUAUUUACGAAAAUGGCAUACAAUAUACACAUAUCUGGACCAAAAAUGAUUAUGCAUAACAAAACUUUAGCAGAAAUGUUUAUAAAUCAAUUGAAUAACAACGAGGGUCUUUUCGGAAUCGACUGUUCGACUGGUAAAGAGUACGGUUAUCAAAAAUUGAAAAAAGACGUUUUAGCAGUGACUACUGCAUUUAAAAAAUAUGAACUUGGACAUGGAGACGUCGUAAUGAUGACAGAUUAUGGUUCGUACGAAGGACAAGUAGUUAUGUUAGCUGGAAUUUUGAUGGGAACCACUAUAGCUGCAUUGGAUCCCAAUUUAAAAAAAAGUGUCUUGAUAGAGCUCAUUAAUGAGUCCAAGCCAAACGUAUUAUUUUGUAAUACGUUUAGUAUAAAUAUAAUGACAGAUAUUUUAAAUAAUAUCACAAGUCAACCGAUAUUGAAGAUUUCUACUAUAGUUUGUGAUGGUUUUACUACCUAUUCAAGUAUAGUGGUUGCGGUGGAAGACAAUUUGUUUAUUCGUCCGAUAAAAUCAAAAAACCCAGUUGGCCCAUGUGCUAUUGUAUAUUCGAGUGGUACUACAGGAACUCCGAAAGGAAUUUAUUUGUCGGAUAACGCUUUGAAAUCAGCUUUAAUAUCGUUCAAGCAAUCGUUGAUGGAAGAACCUAUUGAAAACAAAUUUAUGAUGACUUCACCUAUAUUUUGGUACACGGGAAUGUUAUUAAUGAUGCUCAGUGUUCAUUUUGGCAAACCAAGAUUAUUCUUCUCGACAAAUCCGACCACUGAACAAAUACUUUGUUCAAUAGACAAAUUUAAACCAACAUUUUUGAUGACUGGUGUAGCUGCAAUCAAUAAAAUGAUGUUUUGUCAGAUAACAAAUGGUCACAAAUAUAAUAUACAAAGUUUAAUGACAUGCGUGGUUGGUGGGUCUCCGAUGCGAGCUGAUUUACAAAAGACAAUAGUAAACAAUUUACUGCAGGGAAGGAUACCGAUUAAACAAGGGUACGGUGCUUCUGAACAAGGUAUUAUAGCCGUUUGGUCUAUGGAUUCAGAUAUAAGUACCGUCAAAGACGGAUCUGUUGGGAGACCAGCAGCUGGUAUAGAAAUCAAAAUUGUUAACUUGAAAACCGGCAAAUGUGUUGGUCCCAAUACUGAAGGCGAAAUUCGUAUUAAGUCGGUGUCCAACAUGGAGGGAUAUGUCAACGAUAUGAAAAAAACGAUUUGUUCGUACGACGAGGAUGGUUGGUUCAAAAGCGGCGAUGUUGGAUAUUACACGGACGACUGCUGUUUGUUCAUUGUCGGGCGGAUUAAAGAGUUGAUGUUUUACAAUCACAAGAGGAUCGCACCAAUUGACAUAGAAACCGUUUUAUUAAGUCAUCCUGCGGUACUCGAUGCCGGAGUGACGGGCAAAAAUAGUGUUCACGGAGAUUUGUUGAUAGGAGUUGUCAAAGUCAAACCGGGACAAAAUAUCGAACCCGAAAAACUCGUAUCGUAUGUCAAUGAUAGAGUGAAUGACCACGAGAGACUACGCGGUGGUAUUAUAUUCGUAGACGAUGUGCCUAGAUCUCCGGCCGGUAAAUUGAAACGUGAAGAACUUCUAAAUCUCAUACAAUAAUUGUAUUUACAUACAAUUUAGGUAUUAUCAAUUAAAAUAAAAUGUAAUAGGAAAAAAAAUAUAUAACUAAACUACUUAUCAUUUUAUGACUAAUAUAAUAUGUAGUUUGGUGAGAGUAAAAAAAAAGACGGUUCAUUAAAAAUUAAGCAAAGUUUAAUAAUGUAUUAACCCAGUUAAGAAGAAAAGUGGUUUUUCCAUACUUUAAAAUACUUAUUUAUUUGUUUCCUUAGCAUAAUAUUUUGAAAUAUUUAUACAUUUUGAAAAGAGAAUAACAAUUAAAUUAAAUUUUAAACUAAAAUUAUAAAAAUUUUAUUUCGAGAUAGACUUUUGCAAUUGUUUUGAAUUUUAAUUACAUUAACGUUUUUACAAAAAGUUGUUACCAACACAAAUCGAAAAAAAACUUUAAAAAUUCAAAAAUGGUUCUGAAUAAUAUAUUAAAUUCUAUCAUGUCUAGAAAUAUUAACAUUUUGUGAAAAUUUCAAGUAUGUAAGAUUAGUCAUCUUUAAUUUAAGUACAACGAAAAACAAACAACCAUUGAUGUUUGUCAAAAAUUGGUGUUGCAUAAAAAUAUCCGAUGUCCAUUAAAAUAUUUUCUUUUUUUGGUUAUUAAAAUGUGAAUUUUUUACUUUUGACUCUGUCCUUUUCCUAACUACUAUCCUAAUAGUAACUAGAUCCAAUUUUGGACCGAACCGUUCCAAAUCACUAACUAAGUUAAAUAUUGAAGCAUUUUUAAUACACCAAACGAUUAUAACAGACACUUAGAUACUAAAAAAAAACAACAUAGUACUCAUUGUAGAAUCAGUUCAUAACUCAAUCAGAAUAUGAAUUUAUAUACAAAAACCAUCAUUGUAUAAAGCGAUUCUAUCCAGCGACAAAAUUGUACAACCUGUAGUAUGUACGUAUAAUUACUAAUAAUUAAGAUUCGAUAAAUUAAAAUCUAUAGCCUAAUUAGUUUUUGAAACAUAAUAUUGUACAAUAAAACAAUUGUUGGAUUACAAGUGAUUAAGUAAACAUAAAACAAUAAAAAAAUAAGUAAAUAAAUAAUACUCUAACUGUUAGAGUCUAACAGUAUAAUUCUUGGCUCACCGAUAGCACACAUUUCGCUAACAAUUUUUAACGUUUUUAUGAUUUUAUUUGAAAAAAAAUUUUCUUUACGAAGUUUAAUAGUAUGAGUUAUCGUUUAUUUUUAUUAUUGUAUAAUAUUAUUCCAUGUUUAUUACCAAAAACAGUUAUAAUUCGUUAAGAAAUGUACGAAAUAAUUAUUAUGUAAACAAACCCUCAUACUUCAGUCGGCGGCAAUAUUCCAAUGACGUCAGAGAGGUACCGUUUAACGUCGCCUCUGAAUUGUUACUUGUGUGUAAUUGAUUCGAGAUAUAAGCGUUGAUUGCCAAUAAGGGAUGGUUUAAGACUUUUU